Nakaseomyces glabratus is the source of this 2523-nucleotide messenger RNA. It is a transcript of the gene LST4, whose product is annotated as Lst4p. NCBI's taxonomy places the organism in Eukaryota, Fungi, Ascomycota, Saccharomycetes, Saccharomycetales, Saccharomycetaceae. The record is from RefSeq and is a predicted model, not a curated record.
AUGGGUGAGCGGUUUGAAGGGUUGGAGAACCUCAACGAUGAGUGCAAGGUGAAGUUGUUUGGGUGUCGAAUGCGUGCGCCUGGGAGUGGGACUGGAGGGCAUGAAUCCAUUGAGUACCGGCUGCUUAUACUAGAAGAGAACGCGGAGAUGGUGUGUAGACAACGGUACAGGACUAUACUUGACUAUAGCAGUCGUGGGCAUGGGUCUAUGGGGCUGAAACACGAUGAGAUGACUAACGGGAACGUUAGUGCGCCAUUCAUCACUGCGAGUGAGCUUAGGCAGUAUAUAUAUGGGUCACCGAUCAGGUCGAAGACUAGAGUCACUGAGGAUAAGUUUAGGAUAAUUCCGAAUUCAAGACAAUUGCUGAUAACGCGUGUGUUCUAUCCACGUAGGACAUCGAUGAAUCUGCAUGGUACAUUUCCGAAGAAUUACCAAUCUUCAGAUAGGCGAGUUUCCAUCACCAUGUGCUUACCAAGCUAUCUGCUGGCAGAUAUCUCGGACUCAUGGGCAGACAUAGAUGGCUGGCUAACACAAACAGAGCGCCAUUUGAUGGCUACAUCCUUUCAUGUGGUGGAGACGCAGGAUAACUUCGUCACACUGGUCAAUAAACUACUGAUUCCAGCGUUGAGAUCUUGUCAUGAGAUUCCCAGGCUGUUUUUGUACCCACAGGAUAAUAUAGAUUUCAUACAUACAUGGUUCAAGGAUGUUUUCAAUUGGAUUGAGUUGAAGGAAGGCACGAAGCUGAGCUUUUUGCCGUUUCUCAUAGCGAAGACGUUGAUAGAGUAUCGAGAUGACCCACAAGAGUCUGAAUGUCAUAGAAUAGUAAUAACUUCCGGUAACUUGGUGAUCGCAAACAAACUAGUUUUUAUUCUAGGAGGGUUACUAAAACCUCGAUAUGAUGGAGAAAUGAAGAUAAUGAUCACACCAGUAUCAACUCCAACUCCUAGUAAUCAUUUGAUGCCUCCCUCGAUGAAUGGCUCAAAUGAGUCAUCUUACCAUUCAUCCAGCAACUCGCAUACACCUUCCAAGCUUAAGAUUCCGGCUACGAUAAAUGAGCAUAGGCCAAGCAGGCCAAGGUACUCUAGUACUGAAAAUAUCCAUGUGCAAUCACGGACUAUGGAUAUACCCAUAGUUAAGAGCGACCAGUCGCCAUUUUCUACGUCAAGAGGGUGGAAGAUACCUUCGAGUUAUAGAUCUGCAACAAGUUCGGUGUCCAUUUCUUCUGAUGAAUCUUUGGCAGAAGUCAUACAGCCAUCAUCCUUGAAAUCCACGACUUCGAUACCAUUCCAAAAUUUUUCAUCCUCGUUAAGCAAUCAACUGUAUUCAUCAUCUUACGGAUCUUGGUUCAAUGGCAGUAUCACAGGCAGCUUUACGAACUCUAAUCCAUUAUCCAACGGUACAAGCAACAUGGCUACUUUCAGCAGUUCAUUUAAGAAGAAUAACAUUUCAAGUAUAUUCCAAAGCAACUCUCCGACCGCAGGUACGGAUUCCUGGGAGAGACCAGAAAACAAUACAGGGUUGAAUCCAAAUAUCACUCUUCAAAGAACAGCCAGUAACAGUUCUUUGCGGCAUAUGCUCACACCAUAUCAACAACAAUUAAUAUCACCUUCGACAAAUUCAGAAUACGAUGAGUAUCCAUGGUUUGGAGCUACCAACAACGCGGGAGGUGCUACCGUUGGAACAUCAAGUGAGACAGUUGGAUCGCAGCAACCGGUGUUACUUCAGGGUGCUCAUAUGGAUACUACUACAUUACUUGACAGCAUACGAACCAGUAAUAACAAUGGUGCUUACACAUUUCCUUUGAAAAACGUUGGAUUCGAUAGGGAUUGUAGCAGCUUAGAUCAUCACAAGUUACUAACAAGCUGUUUUGAAGAGAUCUUCGAGGGCGACAUCGAUGCAAAUAAAGUAACAACGAUGGUACCUUGCAGUGAUAUUGCGGUGCAUAUACACAGCAAGCAAGAGGACUCCGAGGGAGUGACAAGUCAUCCUCGUGUGGUCAUUGAUGUUGAUAUUCCAGGUACAACUAUAUCGAAGUAUCCAGAGGAAUUGCUACCCCGCUACACUAUGUAUUUAUCGCAUUUUAAUCCGUUUUUUAAACUGCAAGCUAUUCCAGCAACUAAUGAGAUAGAGAACAAAAUUGUCCAUGGCCUGAAAAGGGAUUUCAUCAGUGAGAAGUGUGAUGUGUCAAAGACUCUAUUUAUCUCUAUGAGGUCUAGAAGCAUAAAAGAGAUAGUUGUGAGGAAAACCACCUCUAUAAAUACACCAUCGAACAGCAGCAACCAGGACCCACGAAACAAAUCUAAGGGCAGUAUGCUCAAACAGAAAAUCAAGAAAGUGUUUUCCAAUGGUACCUGUACUGGUAGAGUCACACCAGUGCUGAACAACUGUGUUGCGUUCGUAGAGGCUGCACUCAUGAGUGCAAUGUCCCUUUAUAGUGAUCCAACCAUCGACAAGAAAUACAGAGAUGAGCGCAUUUUGAAGAUAUUUCUAGCGGUAGCUCAUUACAACGUGGACGAAGUAUAA